AUGGAGCAGUCACUAUCUCUCAUCUCUGCCCAGGUCCAGUUCAUGGAAGACCGACUGGCCCUGGUGCACAUCCCGCUGGACCUCUACCCAUUCUUCUUGAACCCUAUCCUGCAGCUUCUCUUCCACGAGGUGUCUCCCAUCUCCGAGAAUCAGAUGGAAGAGGACGAUGGGUAUCCCGAGCGCCCCAGGCGCCAUCAACCGGCCUUUCUGAACUUCUCACUCACCCCGGUGGAAUGUUCGAUCAUGUGCCCCAGGCAGCUCGCUAAUGAGUAUUUUGCCCCUCUGGUCGACAAGUUCGUUCAGAGCAAUUCGUCCGGCCAGAGCCGUCUGUCCAUUAGCAAUGACGACUUCAUCGCUAUGCAGGUAUACGGGGAGGGCCUCGAGGCGGGCCAGCGGGUGCUUGAGCUCACGAGCCCGCUGGCAAUGGCAGGAAUCUCCAUCUUCUUCAUCUCCACAUACUUUUCCGACUACAUCAUCGUGCCCCUCCGGAGCAAGACACAGGUGAUUGAGGCUUUGGAGAAACGUGGCUUUCAGUUUGAAAUGACAACGGAGGCUUUCAUCAACAACAACAACCAAUCCCAAUACAAUAGCUGCUUUAGCCCCAUGUCUUCUCGGUCGGCGAGCAGUCUGGGUUCGCCUCCUGCGACCCCGCCGCCCUCGUCAUUGGACGAACUACAGGCGCGCACAUUUCGCUCCCUGCGCAAGCAUCACAUUGUCCCAUCUGUCGACAGAUCUCUGCGUCUAGUCCAGUGCGCCGCGCAUCACCGCUAUAGCAGCGAUACUAGCUCCAUCUCCAUCCUCCGAGAUGCCCUCACCACUGCCCUGGUCGUCGACCAGCCACGCUUUCUCUCUCUCACUCUGACCGCUGCUGAUCCAGCGGCAUCCCUGUUGUUGGAGAAACGGCUCCUGCCACGAUUCUCGAGCGAUCCAUCUGCGACCACGGACUCGGAUGAUGAUAUGAGUCUUCUCCUGGGCUCGAAGGAGGAAAUCCUUGUUCCCAUCAUGCUUGACUUGCGUAAGCUUCCUCUCGAGGCCUCGGGAAUAGUGUGCGGCGUUGCUGGAAGACUGGCCGAUGCAACGCACGCCCGAGGGGAUGAGGACACUGACAUAUCCACCAUUCUUUCCCACUCGUGGAACGGUGGUGGCUCCUCUUUCGACAGCGCAAUCAAGAAUUUCCUCUCAUCCAGCCACGGAUCCGGCGGCCCUGUGAGGCCCUUCGGUACCAGUCCUGGCUACAAGACUCAUCGCCUAGAGCCAGACAUGGAUCCUUACAUGGACGCCGUGGAGAUCAGCUUCCUCAGCACCGCGAGGGCGGGAACGAUCAUUGUGGGUGAGCAUGAGCUCCAUCGUGCCGUCGACGCGCUUGAGGCCGAAAGCCACGAACCCGAAAAGGCAAUCGCGGCGCUCCGUAUCUAA
This is a messenger RNA of Aspergillus sclerotioniger CBS 115572, 1416 nucleotides long. RefSeq names its product ACT domain-containing protein. Gene Ontology annotation, cellular component: cytosol. Gene Ontology annotation, biological process: cellular response to L-arginine; regulation of intracellular signal transduction. Lineage: Eukaryota; Fungi; Ascomycota; Eurotiomycetes; Eurotiales; Aspergillaceae. The coding region runs from base 1 to 1416 and encodes 471 amino acids. The transcript has 3 exons. The record is from RefSeq and is a predicted model, not a curated record.